This is a messenger RNA of Opisthorchis viverrini, 1957 nucleotides long. RefSeq lists its product as hypothetical. NCBI's taxonomy places the organism in Eukaryota, Metazoa, Platyhelminthes, Trematoda, Opisthorchiida, Opisthorchiidae. The transcript is spliced from 2 exons. The record is from RefSeq and is a predicted model, not a curated record. The coding region runs from base 596 to 1012 and encodes 138 amino acids.
CGCAAUGUGACGUGACAAACCUGGCAAGAACUAGAUGCUUCUUUCAGAUCGUGCUCCUCUAAGGGUGAGGUGGACACCAGAACGCAUUUACGAUAGUCCAUUCACGAAGUCAUUCUGAGCGAUAAGCUGAACACUUUAAAGGACAGCUGGCCUGCUCCAGCACAACCUCCUGAAGAACCCAACGAGCCUUAACGAAUUUCAACAGCAGCCACUCUCAACUAUAGAAAUCCAGCGUGAAAUGUCAUUCCUCCGACGCACCAGCAUAUCCCGCCCGGAUGUCCUGUACUCCGUACUUAAAGGCGAUGAAGCCCUGAUGAGUAGUAUGAAGACCUUACCGAGGAGGAUUUUGAAGGAAAACGAAGAAACGAAGUCCCAUAAGAGGACAAGGUAUCGAGGAAUCACCCUAGUAACCGUGGCAUCCAAGGUGCUGUCUGGAAUUAUUUUACACAGGUUGAUCGAUUAUCAGGAGAGAUAAAACCACAUUUUAUCUAAUUCAGUCAGAUCCUGAUCGGCGUUCAACGAAUUGGUCAGAUGAACUAAACGACCCCUUAUGUGCUCAUAGUCCCAUGGGGGGGGGUAUGCGUACUUACUGUGAAUGACCAAUGUGCAUCUGGCAAGCACUGUAGCUAAUGGUGUUGAAGUUAUGUACUACCCAUGCCCGCGUCCUAAAUCUAUCAUUUUGCUGGUUUACCCUAUGUUGGAUAAUAGUUUUCUGAUUCACUUUUCUGAGUACACUUCAUUUCUCAUUAAGAUCGGUGUGCACGGAAUCCGGAUCGAGUUUGUAAACGAGAAGGGUUACCACCGUACGGCCACAUACCUUCCUGAAGUUGCCCACAAACAAGGUUGGAAUCAUUUGGAGACCAUUGACUCGCUACUACGGAAAGGCGGUUAUCGUGGACCGAUCAGCGAGUCACUCCGUCAGUCCAUCCGUUUGACGCGAUAUCGCAGUGAGAAGCUAAGCGUUCCCGCAACGGAGUACCUACGUGCUCGACAGAACGGCUAUAUUGUGUAAUGAUUCUUCUUACUCAGCACCACGAUCUUCAAGUCUCAAUUGAGGACAUGUUUGAUGCCGUACUCUUCGGGUUGUUCUCUUCGGUCUGCGGGAAACGUGCAUAUCCCACAUUUUUGCACACGACAAUGAUGCAGUAAACGGCAAAUAGGCCUUAUUUUCUUCCAAAUACCCGUCUCCGUUUUGUUCAAGCUACCGAUUCGGCACACGACACCCCAUACAGUGAACGUGUUCACCUACCACGACCGCUCCUCACCCCCUUCUCCAAUUGACUUAUCUGUUCCAAACUGAGCUUUCGUUUGUGCCUACGUCUGUACAGGACAGCGCACAGAACAGCAGUUUAUUCAGGGACUAGAACAGUGAUUGUUGCUCUUGUUUCAUGCCGGUUCACGAUCUUUGAUCGACCGGGUUUUCUAAUCCCUCGUCUCCGCUUCGUCUGAUUGUUAUUGCAGCCAAGGUCGAGAUAUAGGCCCUUCCUCCGAAAUCUUGCUAUUUGCUCGACUCCUUUCUUUGUCGAUGGUCUAUUGAACCCACACACACACACACACACCACCGCUAGCAUCACUGUGUUUGCCUUUUCACACUAGUAAAUCUUCAAAUUCUCCAUGUCACACCGUGUGUGGCAACUGGUCAUUCCGUCUUUCGGAGAUUAUCCGGUCGUUAACCGGUUUUCUCUUGCUAGUCAGUCAGUCAAUCAGUAAAUCUAUCAGCUUGUAUUGACAUGGUUGGGAAUUGUUCCUACGAACGCAGGAAAAAUAAACUUGCUCCGAGCAGCAGUCGUUAUCAUUGCACAAAAAUUGUUGUGCUACAUGUUUGUCCUGAGGUUUGAUCCCAUGGACCACCUUUAUUUGUGUGAACGUGCAUAAAACUGUUUUUGACUUGAUACGUUUGUGCUUGGAACUACCGUUUCUAGUAUCUUUCUCUCCCGGCCUAUAUACAAGAACGAAG